Molecule: messenger RNA, 3627 nt
Organism: Corythoichthys intestinalis (scribbled pipefish)
Lineage: Eukaryota; Metazoa; Chordata; Actinopteri; Syngnathiformes; Syngnathidae
Gene: gadd45gip1
Product: growth arrest and DNA-damage-inducible, gamma interacting protein 1
Exons: 2
Coding region: 39-731 (230 amino acids)
Cellular component (GO): nucleus; mitochondrion
Source: RefSeq, a predicted model, not a curated record
AGCCACCUACCAGGGGUCUUUAGUGAGUUUACGGCAAAAUGGCCGCCUCCUUGCUUCGUGGGAGGACGCUGGUGAUUUGUAGAACAUUUAAGCGGAUUUACACACCAAAAACUCCACAUUCCGCGACUUAUCCGAAUGGGCUUCUACUACAGACGGCAUCGUAUAACCCCAGGCCUCUGAAACUGAAUCUCCGCGAUCCUUAUAUUCCGGACAAGAGUAGCGAAGAGACGCCGGAAUGGCAGAAGACAAGCAAAUACGAUAGGAAACUGUACGGUCGCUAUGGCUCGGCGUCCGGUAUUGACCCUGCGUCAUUAUGGCCCAGCCACGCAGAACUGGACAAGAUCGUCGCGGAGGAAAAUGAGUGGCAUCCUCCGUUAGAGGUCAUGUUGAACAAUAUCGCGGCCAAGCAAAAGGAAGAGACAGAAAAACGCCUCGCAAAAGAGAAGCUCAUUGCAGCCAACAUGGCAAAAAUGCCUAAGAUGAUUGCCGACUGGCGCAAAGAAAAGCGUGAAGCUAAACAGAAGCUAAAAGAGGAAAAGGCACGUCGCGAGAAGUUGUUGGCUGAGGCAAGAGAGCGGUUUGGCUAUGCAUUGGACCCCCGCAGCCCCAAAUUCUUGGAAAUGGUUGCCGAAAUUGAAAAAGAAGAGAAGAAAAAGAGAAAACUAAUGAAACGUAGACUGAGAGAAGAACAAGCAGCCGUUCCUGUCACUCCACCCGUUGCCUCGUCAUAAACUUGGAUUCAGAAAAGACAAUUAACUACAGUAAUACAUGUUAUUAGUAUAGAUGAACCUGGUUAAGUGCUUAUUUUGUUUUCUGAUACAAUCUGGAAUUACAGAACCUCAAAUUUCCCAAUAGAAAAUUACUUUUCAAAGUAUGUUGUUUCUUUGACUGUAAUUGUAAUUAAGAUUUCUGUCUAGUACAUUAUUAAAGCAAUGUGGAUAAUUUUGCGAAGUGGCAUUAAUCAAGACAAAAAAGGGUAGACACUAGACAUUUUAGAAGGUAUAAGUGAGCAAGGCAAUGUCCUCACCCACCCCACACAAGCGGUGUCCCUUCUCAAUUUUUGAAAAAAUUUCCCUGCAUGCCUGCGAUUUGGUACCAUGUGUGGUAUGCAACCAAAAACUGGAGCGAGUUAAAUUAUUAAAGUCCCUCAUGGGGGAAUUCAUUUUUUUAAUUGGCAGCCAUUGACAGUGAUAGAUGUCCAAUCAUGUGUCUAUCUUUGUGUCGAGGUCUUUGUAUGUGUCUUUUCAUUCUUCUGUUGUGAAUUUAAAUUAGUUUGUCGCUAGUGGAUGCCCAAUCCGUUUGAGAUGUUUGAGUUGAAAUGGAUUGGAGUCAGUCUGGCACUGUCAAUAUCAGAACAAAUGUCAUUUUAUUAGUAGAACCCUGUGAUAGUCAGCACAACUUCUUAGUAUUUACUGUUUGCGAUACACUUUGAACUCACCAAAACCUCAGUUAAUGACAAUAUGCCAAGAUGGUCAAUUAAGUAAUCAGUAUAAAGCAGUAUGUGUGAAUGUUACCAAAAGGGGUUUUAAUCAGUGGGAUAGGACCUCAAAACGUAAACAUCGUUCAUACAUUGAAAUGUCGUUACGCACAAAUUUGUAAUCUUAUAUAAAAUAGAAGUACUAAUCAAAACCAUGUUGUACAAUAGUCCAGAUUGAUGCCAAUCAGGACUUACCUUUAUUAAAUGUCAAAAGAAGGAUAAACUGAACAGAAACCUAUUAGGCAUUUAGUGUUUGAAAAUGGAUAGAAAUGUAAAACUGGAUAUUGUUUAAAAAGAGUAUCCCAAUCACGAAGAUGAAGACUGUCUCCUUAUAGUUGAGUUUCCGCCAAAUCGACAGAGCCAGCCUUCAGCUUGGCCAGAGCGGCAUGGAUCCUGAACUGCGUACGUGAUUCCAUGGAGUAUUCUUUGUAGUUGUGUCUGGAAUUCAAAUGAAAGAUUUGAGUGCCAAAAAGAGGUUAAUACCAGUUUAUUUAAAGUAUUAAGCAAGAGGUCAUGGCAUUUAUGAGUUCUAAUAAAAUCAGAAUACACCACAAUUAAAAAGUUAAAUUUUUUAAAAUCAAGCACCAAAUAUAUUUUUUCCUUUAGAUUUUUUUAAGGCGUCUAAAUAGCAGGAGGCGUUUGAGGUACCGACAAAGCAAUAAUGCAAACGAUUAACAUCAGAAUCUGGUGGAAUGGAACUACAGAAAAUUCAAUCAACUAAAUAUAUAACAGGCAAACACCGCCCUCUAUUGUUCCCUACUGGAAAUACAUGGGGUUGAACUCAUUGGUGAAUAAUAUGAAGAAAAAGAAAAUAAACUUGAAAAUCUAAAAAGCGGACAAUUGAAUAAUCACUAAAAAAGAUUCAAAUAUUUCCAAAGACCUAAACAGAAGCAAAAUCAUCCAAUAAUGAUUUAGGUGUAAAAUACUAAGCUCUUUCAAGAGCUAAUAGUUCUUAAACUAUUUACUUUGUACACUACCAUUAUGACAACAAAAAUAGUUGAGUCGAAGGCCCAAGUUUUAAUUAGAAAUGAAGUUUUUAUUCCUUACCCGAAGCAUUCCCAAGUAUGUAUAUUAUAUAUAAAAGAGUCCCUAUCUCACUUAAUUUUACGCCUUUAAUUUUAGAAUGUGCAAUGAAAUCUCAAUUUCCGAACUAUACAGACAGUGUUGGGGGGCAGUGGCCAACCUGUACAACCACAACUAAUAAUACUAUGAAAAAGAAGCAACUUACUUAGCCUUGUGCAGCAGUUUGAUGGCCUCGUCCUUUCGGCCUUGUUCAAUGUAAAGGAGACUAAGCUCCACCAUGGAGUUAGGAAUGAGGUAGUGGUCGAACCGGAGCUUCUUCUCACUGAACAAGUUUAAAAAAAAAAAAGCAGCUGUGUUUAACAUUCAUUUGAAUUUUUAACCCAAUUAUAACCUGCAACUAACAGCCAAAUAUGGAUUUAAAGGUCUCAAAGCCCAACCUAUUAUUCAAAAUGGCUCAUGACUCCCCUCACCUCCCUAUCAAAAAUGGAUUGGACGUCUCGUGCCGUCAAUGGUACUGAAACAUGUUUAUUACCUGCAUAUGAAAGCAAUGCAGAAAGCACUCACCUAGAACAAACUUUAUGAAAGCAUUCCUCAGCACCCUGGAGGAGUCCUUGAUUUUUCAAACACAAUCCCUUCAGCAGAUGGAUUACACAACGGUCGUCUAGUGAAUACUCAUUCUCUGAGGUGGUGCGAGAAGACAAAUGGCAUACAUAGAUAUUAUAUUUUGUGGUUCGUGUUACAUUUAUGAUUAAAUGGAAAUAUGAAGACCUGGAGACUCCAAGAGGGUGCGCUCAGCGUCCACUAGAGUCUGCAUCAUUCCUUCAGUCAGCUCUGGUUGUUUUUUGAUCAUACUAUAACCAUUCCACAUGUACAUCAUCUCCUGGAAGCAUGCAUUGGAUAAAUGUAAAGGUAUUUGCGGAGGGUUAUGUACAGAAUGUAUGUUUUUGAAGUCUUACCAGCACUGGCACGACUAGCCUGACUGGGCAGUGGGUUUGGUAGCGGCGAGCUUUGCGGAUAGCAAAUUUUUCAGUGGGGGGAGACUUCCCUGCUAUCUUUUGCUUAAAGGCAGGUACUUGUCUAAACAAAAGAGGAAACCAUGGGUUGAAGCACAGCUGGUCCAAGGCAUA